Molecule: messenger RNA, 1868 nt
Organism: Mucor mucedo
Lineage: Eukaryota; Fungi; Mucoromycota; Mucoromycetes; Mucorales; Mucoraceae
Exons: 2
Coding region: 185-1717 (510 amino acids)
Biological process (GO): protein catabolic process in the vacuole; cellular response to glucose starvation
Source: RefSeq, a predicted model, not a curated record
AAAAAAAAAAAAAAAAAAAAAAAAAAGAAAGGUUCAACUUUAUAGUGCUCCAAAUGGAGUGACUGCUUUCAUCCAAAUUGGCGGUCAUUUUGAUUUGUUUCCGAUUAAGAAAAAAAAAAAAAAGAUUGUCAACUCUAUCUUUACCUUUCUUUCUCUUUUUUUUCUUAAUUCUCGUGGUACAACAAUGUUGACAAAAAAACAUGCGUUGGACGAUGACUUUGAGUCACCUCGAAAUGUAGUGACGGAAAGUAAUGUGGACUAUUUAUCGUACAAGUUUGACGAAAUGGACCUAGCGGCUUCUUGGCGUGUGUUAACCAAACAAAAGUUAAAUAUUGUCAAUGGUAUUCGACUCGAGAAUGCUUCAUGGAGAACUUGGGCUAAACAACGCAACAAUUUAAAAACAGUCAGUCCAGAUACAUUAAAUUGGCUUAAAGAUAGUGACGUUACUUGGCUUUAUGGACCGUUACAUACUGUGAUUAAAGAGAUUGGAGAUACCGACCGAUACGCUAAACCUAAAGUAUCUACAACAGAAGAUACACUUGGAUUGAUGAUGAACCAAGCACCUGCACCCCCACUCUCGCCGUCACCACCACCCACAUCAUCGAAAAAGGAGGAAAAGAGACCAAUGGAGAAUAGUAAGCAAAGUAGACCUUCCGCUUCACCCCUUCAAGGACAUCAAAAGCCAUUAAAAUCAGCUCUCAAGAAAGUGACCAUGUCCGAUAUCUUGAAACGAUCCGCAUCCGAACUACAAAUCAAUAAGGAAGAUAGCAGUAAUAUCUCGAUAUCUGAGGCCAAUCAACAACUCGGUGCAUUUUCUCCUGCUGUCAUUGCCAGUCAUCGUCAGCCCAAAUUGAGAUUUAAUCAGUAUGUGGAACAAUGUGUGGCAUUGGGUACAGAUGAGACGAGUAAAAAAAAGGGUUCUCGUUUACGCAUGGUCGAUUUAAAUGAUGCGACAACAGAUACCAAUGAAGAGGACGAUACUUCCGAUAGCUAUGAACCAGGUGAUGAAUCAGAUGCUGGUAGUAUCAUGAUACAUAGGAAACCCAACAAAGUGCGGUCUUCUAUCAAGAAGAUUGAACCCGCCUUGUUAAAGACAAAUUCCCGUUCAGAUCCAGAUUUAUCCUCGUCCGAUGACGAUGAGGAUGAAAUGAUCAUUCCCACCAUCUCCAGUAGUCAUAAAAAACAUAGGUCCAACAAUACGAAUUAUCAGCAGCAUCAUGGUGACUGGGAUGCUGAAAGUGCCGAAUCCGAUGCGCUUUUAAAUCACAUUAUCAGUGUGUCCAAAGGCAAACAACCUGUGAGAAACAGAGGCGAUCAACAAGAUAUAAUAGCAGGAGAUGACACACCGAUACAAUGGGAAGAGCAGAUUACAGAGCACCAUGUACCGGGAAAGUCUGAUUACGAAUAUGAAUUUGAUGACGAUGAUUGGGAUACUAGUAGUGAACAUGUAGAAGAUGUGCCAUUUACUGCCAUAUCGGAAGAUCGAUAUGCAUCACCUUCUCCGCCACCACCUGUUGCUGCUGUACCUCAUAUCUAUCAAAAGGCUGCGGCUGUUGUGAAUGAACCUGUGCCACAUGUGAGACCUACCACAGAGAGAAGUUUGAGUAACACAAGUGCAACCGAAGAAUUACAACAAGAUAAUCGAAACAAUUCUCUCUUUAGUCAUAUCGCUCAUUGGGCAUCUUCUCAUCUUUGGCCUCCUUCCGAAGAAAAAUAGAUAAAACAACCUCUUGAUACAUUACCCGAUUUUUUUUUUCAUAUGUGAAUACACAUAGUUUACUCCUACAAAAAAAUAUACAUAUAUAUACAAUCUCUUUACUGCAUAAACAUAUAAACAACACAUUUCCUUAUUUGGCACAUAAAAAUAA